UAUAAAAAUAGAGAUAACGUACAAUUUACGUGCUACAAACAUUGUAAUAUUUUAUGAGCAAAAAGUGAUACCUCGAGAUUCCUUUGAAUACAAUUACAAGAUAUAUAUCUCACUUCGGCAUUCAAACCUCUUAGAGGAUCUGUCGUUAGCUGUUGGCAUUACCCUUCAAAACCCUUUUCCAAUAAAACACAGACUGAUUCCAAUAAUAACAUGGCCAAUGAAACUGGAUCGAUUCGAGGGAAAACAAUUUUCAUGAACUCGGAUAGGCUAGGGAAUUUGGUCUUUAAACUUAAAAUUAGAGCUAAAAAUUUGAAUUAAUCAAAAAGUAAUGACAAAUAAUGGAUGUAUAGAUAAUAUUUGUCACAAAGAAGUAAAGCUAGGCACGUCAGUUGCACUUCGUAAUCAUGAAAAUUUAAUUUGGUGUCAGGAAAAAGAAAGACUUACACCCUGGGGGAGAUUUUCUUUGUCUAUACAGUGUCUUUGGUGGUUUUAUAAAUUUUAGAUUUGUUUGAAAACACGAGAUCUCGUUCGUACGUUAGUUGAUAAAAGUACUUAAUCAAGGGCUGGUUCUGAGUAAAGAUUAGUGUAUCUGAAUAGCACACUUUAACGUUACGAUAGACAACAAAGAGAAAGACAUGAAAACAGGAAGUUUUAUACAGUGUAUAUUUAAUUUUAUUUUGGUAUUUCCGAUUUUCCUCAACCCCUGGGAGCUAGCACAUGGUCAAGACUGUAGUCGCCCACAGCCAGUAGGCCUGGAAAACCGUCUCAUCCCUGACUCCAGAAUAAAAGCUUCUUCCUGGCUUAGCGACCACCCCGCUUACGAUGGCCGCUUGGGGAAUGGUAAUUACUGGUGCGCGAUGUCACAUGACCAAGACCAGUGGCUUGAGGUGGAUAUCGGCGAGAAGAUGAUGUUGCUUUUCGUGGCGACCCAAGGGAACGGUAGAGAUGCAUGGGUGUCAUCCUUCUACCUUCAGUUCAGCCCUGACAAUAUGACAUGGUACUGCUACGGUACCGAGAAAAACAUUGCCUUGAUAAGAGGGAAUAGCGACGCAGGGACGGUCCUUUAUGGUUCAAUGUUCCCUUCUAUCUACACGCGUUACCUUCGCCUCAACCCUCACACAUGGGUCAAGGAUAUAUGUCUGCGUUUAGAAAUCUACGGCUGCCGACCUCUCAACAAAACCGCAGAAACGCUUCCCGGUGUAGAGAUGGGCCCGCCUUGUCGGGUAGUGAGAGAGGUCUUAACAAAACCCCCAACGGCUCACACAACGUCAGCCCCAACAACCACUGCAAUUACAAUUAUUCCAAUAUCUUCCCUUCGCAUACGAGUACCCAAGUACAUCAAAACGAACGUAACGGUUUCAAUGUCAAUGUACUUCCACUACGGCACAUCACCUACUUACGUCUGGGCGCUCGGUGAUGGAAUGGAAUUUCGGACACUGCGCAAGGCUUUCCUGUAUAGCUACCGAAGGGCAGGGGUGUACAGAAUCUCACUAACAGGCUACAACGAGAUCAGUAACCAAACCGUUUACGAUACCAUCAUCGUGCAAAACGCCAUCAAAGGGUUGAGAUACAUAAAUGAUAGCUUGCCGGUGCUGAUUGGCUCAACGGCCAGCAUCCGUUGGGAGCUUCAGCAAGGAACCAACGCGACAUUCACCAUAACAUUUGGGGAUUCUUCCGAGACAGCUAUAUUACAUAGAUUAGGGCCUGGUCGUCACCUCUUACGACACAACUACACAAAUGUUGGCACUUACUCAGUCAAGGUAGUGGCGUCUAACAUAGUAGGAGCAACCACAACCAUCACUGGCAAGAUAGAAGUGUUAUUCGAUAUUGCAAUACAUGGUCUAGCCAUCACUGUAAAGCUGCCGAGACGAGCCAAAAAUGGUACAAAAACAGUGUACAUGUGUGUUGGAGAAUAUAUCGAUGUUUCUGUAACAAUAUCCGAAGGUUCAAACGUCAAGUGCUAUUUUGACUUCUACGGUGACGGGUCUAGUCCGAUAGGAUUCUCCUCGCAUCGCUAUAACAGGACAGGGGAAUUUACUAUCAACGUUACUUGCAUGAACGGUGUGAGUGCUAAAAGCCGAUUGUAUCCCAUGGUUUUUGUUAUCCAAGAGGCAGAACCCAUCAAAGGGCUUUUUCUCCAAGCUCCCAUUGUCCAAUAUGGCACUCCCUGGGCAUUUGACCUUAGUAUGAGCCAAGGCAAAGGGUUUCUUUGUGAAUGGAGCUUUGGAGAUGGCAAUGAAAUAGAAACUGAUUACUCGGACAUAAAUAGAAUAGUUUAUCAUAAUUAUUCUAAUAUUGGAGAAUACAGAGUCCUUAUCGCCUGCGAAAAUUUUGCUGCAGUGAUUACCGCAGAGCGACUAGUUGAGGUGCAAGUACCUAUACGCGAGCUAGAAAUAUAUCAAAACUCGUCUCACACAUCACCAGAUGCACCAGUAAAUUUUACUAUAUCCUGGAGCUCAGGAUCGAAUGUUCGUAUUGAGUUGGAUUUCGGUGUCGGAAAAAUACUAAACUUUAAUCGAACUGAAAUAACAAACAUAAGUUGCGUAUCGACGGUGCAUAGAUACGAGUAUGCUGGAGUGUAUCGCACACACGUAACGGCGAGGAAUAUACUUGGGGCGGUUACUGCUUUAUCUGCUCAAGUGUUCGUACAAAAUCCUGUACUGAGACUCUCGAUUUGGUCUGAUGGCCCGGUGACCUUGGCCCAUGGUGUGAUGACAUUCAACUUGUCCGUACCGGAGGAUAAAAUGCUACCGACAAAUGCCACCUGUGCAUGGGAUUUUGGCGAUGGUAAAAAUGUAAUUAGAGCACUUGUAUCCCAUUCCCAAGCUAUUUCCCAUCUGUACUUAGAUCCAGGCUAUUUUACGAUCACUGUAGUAUGCUUUAACAACGUCAGCUCAUUAACAGUGGAAACAUUGGGACAUGUCCACAAGCGAACCUCGUUAUAUCUUUCUGCAGGCCCAAGUCUGACGAACCUCACAUGUACCCAAUACAAUAGAACUCUGUCUGGUCAUUGUAUUUUUUCAAAUGAAAUGGAAGUAAUUUUCAGAGUGCCAUCUCAGCAAUACGAUCAGCGGUAUGUCUGGCAAGUCCUAAAUAAUAAUGUAACACAUUUUACAAAGUAUCCGUAUUUCUCUCAUACUUUCACCAAGCAAGGAACAUAUAGUAUUAAAGUAGCAGUUAUAAACCUUCUCUUUCAAGGUUCUGCGUCAAUAAAUGUGACUGUAAUGCAACCCAUAUUAAACGUUACGUUCAUUGCGGACAGGAUUACUUUGCUUAGAAGUUCUACGAUGUUUUACAUAAAUGUUGAAGAUUUUGGGACUGGCGCUUGUUACCAAAUCAACUUUGGUGAUGACUCGCCAAAAUUAGUAAUCGGUGGAGUCAACUGCCAUGCACAUCCAGAACACUAUACUCAAAUCUUCGCAGGCUCAAGUAACACGAGCCUUACUUUCCGACACAAGUUCACUUCGGAAGGCUCUUACUCUGUAUUGUUAUACGGCUAUAACGAUGUUUCUUCGGUGAGACUUAACACGAACGUCAUCGUCCAAAGACCGGACUGCUUAAUUCGUCAGAUCAAUUUCACAAGGUCUAACGAUAAUAAAGCUAUAAACAUCAGCGAGGUCCUUAAGUAUAGAAAAGCUGAGGGAUUUUCAAUAGGGUUUUCAUACAACGGAAACUGCAGUCUUGCGGAGGGAGUAUUGUUGCGCUGGCUGGUCAAGAAAUCCGAUGGACAAAAAAAGGAGCUCACAAAAAUUCAGACGUAUACCUCCGUUCCAGCAAUACUGAACAUAACCGCUCGCUCCUUGGAUUACGGUCAGUACGAAUUUCAAGCGCUUGUCUCCCCAUUCGGGCCUGAUAUCAUACUACUAUAUAAUGAAACCCAGGCUUCACGAACGUUAUUGAUCAACAUAGUGCCAUCAUCACUUAAGGCGUACAUCAUAGGCGGGGCUUCUAGAUCUGUCGGUUCACACUCCAUGCUAACUUUAGAUGGAACACUUUCCUUAGACCCUGAUGUCGGCGAAGGCGAGAAGGACACGGACCUACAAUUCAUCUGGUUCUGUACGAGGCAAGAGGGUGAUGGCUCCAAAGGAUGUUUUGGUAAUAUCAGUAAAGCAUUCUCGCUAGAAAAGGUCGUCUCAAUGUCUACUAGAGGCUUGAUAGAGAAUGCUGUUUACAAAUUCAAGCUACUGAUAAAAAAAAAUCACAGGAAUGCGACGUAUGAUCAAAGUGUUCUGGUUGUUCAAGGAGCUGCACCAACAAUGCAAAUAACGUGUAUGGCUAACUGCAGAGCAAGGCUAGUCCCUUCCACAAACCUGGUCCUCUCCAGCUCUUGCGUGGACUGCUUAUCGACAAGUUUGUUACUGUAUAAAUGGGAAAUACAGAUCCGGGCAGGUUACACAAGCUGGAAAUCAUUACCACAGGUGUCUACCAGCACAGGCCUCGAAAGGUCAAACCUCAUUAUCUUAUCCAACUCCCUGCAAGAAGGAUCCACCUACAGAUUCAGUCUACGCUCCUGGAGGCCUGGUGGCAAGGCGGGGCUAUCGGAGUUACGUGUCAGUACAAAUACCGGGCCUGCCAAUGGCACAUGCGCAGUGGACCCCUCAUUCGGGGAAGCUAUGACGACACGGUUUAAGAUAUAUUGCAGGGACUGGGAAGACCCGGAUACGCCCCUGAAAUACAGAUUUUCCUACGAAUACGACAAUCAAUUGAAUGUGUUGUACACAGGUCUAUCGAAUGAGACAUCGACUAAACUGCCUAUGGGAGAAAGUGACAGCGUCCUUGUGGUGGUGGUUAUCAUCUCAGACUCAUAUGGUUCAAGUUCAGAAGCACGGAUAGAAGUGCAGGUUAAAAAUCCGAGUUCGGUAAAUUUAAGCUCCUUAACAAGUGGAAUGGACAGUGUUGGAAGCAGCAAAGAAAACACACAGCAAGCUCUACAGCAAGUUGCGAUCAUCGGCAGUUUCCUGAAUUCCUUAGCAGUCCUCAGCAGUGGAAGCAACAUCGAUAGCAGUGGAGGGGAUGGGCAUGCUUCCAGUGGAGCGGGCAGUUCUAGUGGAGGUGCUUCCGGUGGAGCAGGCGGUUCUAGUGGAGGUGCUAACGGUGGAGCGGGCAGUUCUAGUGGAGGUGCUUCCGGUGGAGCAGGCGGUUCUAGUGGAGGUGCUUCCGGUGGAGCAGGCGGUUCUAGUGGAGGUGCUUCCGGUGGAGCGGGCAGUUCUAGUGGAGGUGCUUCCGGUGGAGCAGGUGGGUCUAGUGGGGCUUCCUUAUCUACAGGGAGCGAUUCAGGCAGCAGCUCUAGUGGUAAUGGAGGUGACUCUUCAGAUGGAGGCUCUAACAAGAGCAGCACCAAUCAAAGUGGCAACUCUAGUGAAUCAAGCGCGUCUCAAGCGGAAAGAGAAAAAGAGCGAAUAAUGCAAGCCACGGCGGCUGCAAGAAGGCAAAGAAUCGAGGUCAGAGAGCGAAUACUUGUUCAAGUAUCGGGCAUCCCUUUAGCAUCUUCAGCUGACCUGGAGCUAACAAGCAACGCCCUUCGAUCAGUCACGCACAGGAGCGAGGAGUUGUCGAGUACAGCACAGGCAGCUGGGCUGAAGUCUUUGUCUAACAUUGGGAGCGUUCUCACCGCAUUGUCAAGUUCCGAUACACCUGCCGAUACAGUAGAAAGAAUCGGAAAGGCGGUCCUUACCAGUCUGGCAAGUAUCAUGGAAGCAGCUUUAAGCCUUGGCCAACAAAACAACCGUAAGGAUAUUCUUCGGAACCUUACAUGUGACAUCACGAGAAUCAUAGACGACACCAGCUUCUCUUUAUCUACUCAAAAACAGAUAGGAGAGAACCCAUUAUUAGUCAAUACAAGCCAAUUUACACUUGUAGCAGACAGACACGACAGCGUAUCGCUCCAAGGGAAACGAUUUGUUUUAACGUCCGGAAGCUUCACAAUCCCUAAAAAGUUUGGGAUUCCAGGAGUACAACGUCGCACACCACUGAAUGUUCAGGUUUUAGAAUUCAAGGAAAAUGUCUUCGCCUAUUCUAGCAAUGUUCCUGUCAAUUCGUCGUUGAUCGCUAUGAAAUUCCUAGACGAUUCAAAUCGUGAAAUACCAGUAAGAAAUCUGCAGCAGCCAAUCAGGAUUUUGAUAACUGUUCCAUUGGUGUUAAUACACAACUCUGAAAAACACUCGAUUGACUUUAAAGAGGAAAGGAAUAAGUUACUGAGGGUGCAUCAGUUUGGACGUGCGAGGAACGCGAGUUCCAUUAUAAUCGCUUUAAACGCAUCUACAGACAUACCAGAUGUUCAAUGGAUGACAUUUUUCCAGAAAAGCCACUUACCUAACAUAAACAGCUCUACAUUCUUUAACAUGGAAACAAAAGAAGACAAGAGUAUAGUGAGUGACUACCAAGUAUUAAUUGAACAAAAGAAACUGAACUUCAGCGGUGUUUACAAUAUUGGACUGCUUCCAUUGAUCCCAAGCCGUCACCAGAAGAGCUGGCAAACUGGCAAUGUGUCUCUUUCUUACACACUGCAUGUGUACGAGGCCGCUUGUUACUAUUGGGAUGAAAGGAGUGAGGGAUGGGGGACCGACGGUUGUAUGGUUGGGAAGGCGACACGCCCUGGCAUAGUGGAGUGCAUGUGUGACCAUCUCACGGCUUUCGGUGCAAACUUCCGCGUCCUUCCAACGAGUGUAGUGCCACCAGUGGUUACCACAGUUUCCAAAGCAGACCUUCCCUAUACAAGGCCUAUUAGGACGCCCCUGGUAUUGGCACUGGUCAUGACGGCCUUUGCGUGUUACCUUAUCAUGCUUGUCUGGGCGCGAAGAGAGGAUAUACGGGAUGACAAAAGGGCAGAGAUAUACUCCUUGGAUGACAACUCGGGCAUGGAUAAAGGCCACUACGAUGUUACCGUCUACACCGGUAUGUCCAACGACGCAGGCACAACCUCUACCGUGUGCUGCCUUAUAGAAGGAGAUCGCGGGCAGACCACACCUCGAGCACUCUUUGACCCCUCUAGAAUACGAUUUAAGAGGGGCGCCGAAGACUCUUUCUACCUCACCACACCAGAGCCCUUAGGGACCAUCUCGGACCUGACCGUGUGGCAUAGCGAUUCGGGUAGAAGUCCCUCCUGGUACCUGCGCAGGAUUGUAGUCUCUGACCUUAUCUCUGGGAAAAGCUUCAUUUUUUUGUGUGAGCGAUGGCUAGCCGUGGAGUAUGAUGACGGUCAGGUCUCUAGGAGCCUAAGUGUUGCGUCAGGCAAAGAAAUAAAUAAUUUCCGUCAUUUGUUUUACAGUAAUGUUAAAAGUGCUUUUGUUGAUCACCAUAUUUGGGUUUCAGUGUUGUUUAGACCAGCCAAAAGUAAUUUUACCCGUGUGCAACGCCUAUCAUGCUGUCUGCUGCUUUUCUUGGCAAUUAUCUUGGGGAAUAUAAUUCUUCGUAACGUCUUUAAUUAUCGAACUGUAAUACUGUCGAUAUCAGAUUACUCGCUCAGCACUGCGGAUAUAUACGUCGGAGCUGUGGUUGGGUCUCUGGUAAUGCCAAUAAGCCUACUCUUGGGCUUUAUGUUUCAAAUGAUUGAAAGGAAACCUACAAAGGUCGUCGGUACUUCAAAGGACGCACCAAAAAGCACAGAAAAUAACGAGCCCCACCAAGGUGUAGAUCAGUUUGAAGACAUUUUGAAAUGGCUAGACGAAGGCCAAACACUCGAGAGUACCAGUGACGUAGACAGACAGGCCUUUCAUGGUGAGAACUUACAGGGUAAUGUCAACGAUGGAUUCACCAGCAGUGCACGCGUGUUUGAGACGGAAGAGGAAAUGAUAGAGACGUUUGAGACUUCUAGUGAUAAGCCAACUGCACCGGUAGAUAAACCCAAUAAAUACGACAUCUCCCCACAAGUGGCUCUGAAGUACAUGCAAUCUGACAAGACGGCUACGAAGCUCGAGAAGUACGUACUGCGGAACAGGCUAAUUCAAAAGCACAGACUGCCUUACUGCUGCGUCGCGGUGGCCUGGAUACUCCUGGGGACCCUUAUCGGGGUGACAGCAUUUUUUGCAAUAACCCUCGGAUUGCAGUACGAAAUAAUGAUGUCCCAAUUGUGGUUUGUGACCGCACUAAUGGCAUUCCUAUUGGACUUUCUCGUCAUGCAGCCGCUGCGAGUACUGAUUACAGUUCUGUUUGAGACUUGGGCCUCAGCAAAGAGUGGUAAUGACAGACACGAGGACAUUACGCUGACAUUUGAAGACAUAGAGACGCUAGAGAAACACAAGAACCAGCAUCGCCAUGGCUACGUACCGGAAAUGACGUUUAGGCCGUACAACCCGAGUAGGAGAAAGAUAGAGUUGAAGAGGCAGCAUAGACUGAAGGAAAUCGAGAGGAUCAACCUCUUGAAGGAAUUGAUGGUGUACUUGGUUUUCUUGGGUUGUCUGGCCGGGGUUGGCGUGGGUCACCGCAGUCCCGAGGAGUACACUAUGGUGAAUACCUUGAGGAACGUUUUCCAAGAACCGUCAUUAGAUGAGCGUGGACUUGUACAGAGAUAUUGGGAAAAGGUCGAGAAGGAAUUCAUCGCUCUGCUUAUCGGGCUGGAAGAAGAAGGAGUACGUUGUAAUCCCGUCAACGGUAACUUAUGCUCCACCAUUCUCUUGGGCGCAACGAGGAUAAGGCAGUUACGAGUUGCUGCAGGGAGAUGCCCUGUGCAGCAAAACAUACAGACGUUGAUACCCGAGUGCAAUGUACAGUACUCCUGGAGCAACGAGGACACAGAGCCAUACCAAACAAACUGGACUUCUACUAUCAACGCCAGCCUACCCAGCGAAUGGACAUACAGUUCCCAGGCAGAGCUUCGAGGCUACCCUUAUGUCGGUUCUAUAGCUGUCUACGCGGGAGGAGGGUACAUCAAGGUUUUCAAGUUAUCAUCUCUAGAUGAACUUAACGCGCUUAAAAACUCCAACUGGAUAGACAAGUACACCAGAGCGGUGUUCUUAGAGAUCAGUCUGUACAAUGCACAGGUCGAUGUAUUUACAUCAGUUACCUUUCUCUCUGAAUGGUUACAGACGAACGAUGUGAUGUUUGUGAAGGAUAUCAGAACGGCGCGUUUGUAUCAUCGCCAAGGUACCAUCUACUUUGUGACAAUAGCAUGCGAAAUUAUCACCAUGGGUUUUCUUGUCUCCUUCGUUUACAAAGAAGUGAAGAAGGUCUGCAGAACUCGUGGGAAGUACUUCAAAGACAAAUGGAAUUGGCUAGAAGCAACGAUUCUGUUGUUGAUAGUAGCUAGUGGCUCAGUACUUCUCUUCCGCGAGACCCAGAAGGCUAUUGUGAUCGACAAUGCAAAAGAUCAGCUUCUUAAGAAAGGACGUCACUUCGUGAACCUCUAUCCCGCUGCUACCUGGGAUGACGCAUCGAUCUGUUGCCUGGGACUUGUGAUUUUCUUCAGCAAUCUCAAGCUUCUCAAGCUCAUGAGGUUCAACCAUCGUGUAUUUCUUCUCACACGAACGUUAUCUCGCGCUGCUCCCAAGCUUAUGUCCUUCUCCGUCGUGUUUCUUACUGUUUAUCUGGCCUAUGGAAGCUUGUAUUACCUGACCAUUGGCACAAACCUGAAAGAUUAUUUGUCGCUUGGCCGUACCCUUGAGACUCUAUUUUGUACGCUUCUUGGUCGAUUUGACUAUGUGCACAUGACUGAGGUGAUCCCGUUACUGGGCCCGGUAUUCUUCUUCUCGUAUAUGCUUUUCGUGGUUAUGGUUCUAAUGAACGUAUUCUUGGCCACGAUUAUCGACGAGUUUGCUGAGGUUUGUAAUGACGAAACCCUAAAGGCAAAUGAGGUACACUUGUUGCAUUUCAUUAGUGAGAGAAUCAGGCUGAAAUUUGGAAUAGAGUCUAAAGAAGUAGCUGGGAGAAGUAACAAAGGGUGUACUGAGGAUGAAGAUAGCGAAUCAAAGUUUAUUGAAACAAAGAUUGGCGCAAAGGACGGGGAUGUUCUAGACAUAUUUCGUAAAGGACCUGACGAUUUUGAAUGCAGAGUUAGUCCGAAACACUCUGGAACCCCUGAAACCAUUCCCAAAAUUACAAUUGAAUGCGCAGACAACAACGACAGUGAUUCCUUAAUAGACGCUAAAGGAGUUUGCGAUCUGAGUCUAAAUGCGGACAUAAAGUUAGAAGCGACUCCCCCGGCCACCCCUCGUCUGAUUAGAGUCCAGGAAUCACCACGACCUUGGAAAAGAUCCGCUCCGUCCAGACAAGUCUUGUCAAGCCCACUGUUUUCCAGACAUAACAUAAGAGACGACUUGGAAUCUUGUUGGUCACGUGACAGCGACACGCCGCACAUUCGACGGGGGACGCCCCUAUUACCAGACAGCAUUCGGGCAAUUGCUGUGUCCUUGUGGCGCCAUGAGAGUACAUCAUCUUCAGUUAGUACUACAAGUGAUGGCCUUACUUAUGGCCUGCCUAUUGACGAGAACAAAGAGCAAAGGGAGCCUUCUAUUCCUUUAAAUAGCAGCAGAGACGUAUACAAGGCAACAAAUAACAAUUAUAUCAUUGUAAAGUUACAGAAGCUUGCAAAGGCAUUUGUCAUCGUAUGUCUCGAUGAUUUAUUUGAAGAUCGAUUUUAUGAAUGGCUUGUCAAAAUAAGGGUUGCAUGAACUGGCAUAUAUCACUACUGAUUACACCUACUUCGAUUCUUUUUUAAUAACUUGAAAAUUUCAGAUAUUUAUCAUUCUUGCCAAAACAAAGCAUAGAUAAACUUUCGAAUUCUGAAAA
Nematostella vectensis (starlet sea anemone) is the source of this 10722-nucleotide messenger RNA. RefSeq names its product polycystic kidney disease and receptor for egg jelly-related protein. Gene Ontology annotation, biological process: detection of mechanical stimulus. The transcript is spliced from 17 exons. The coding region runs from base 636 to 10604 and encodes 3322 amino acids. The record is from RefSeq and is a predicted model, not a curated record. Lineage: Eukaryota; Metazoa; Cnidaria; Anthozoa; Actiniaria; Edwardsiidae. Gene Ontology annotation, cellular component: membrane. Gene Ontology annotation, molecular function: calcium channel activity; protein binding.